Olea europaea var. sylvestris is the source of this 1417-nucleotide messenger RNA. RefSeq names its product autophagy-related protein 18a-like. Gene Ontology annotation, biological process: protein lipidation; protein localization to phagophore assembly site; nucleophagy. Bases 31 to 1164 code for a protein of 377 amino acids. Gene Ontology annotation, cellular component: cytosol; extrinsic component of membrane; phagophore assembly site membrane. The transcript is spliced from 4 exons. Lineage: Eukaryota; Viridiplantae; Streptophyta; Magnoliopsida; Lamiales; Oleaceae. The record is from RefSeq and is a predicted model, not a curated record. Gene Ontology annotation, molecular function: protein binding; phosphatidylinositol-3,5-bisphosphate binding; phosphatidylinositol-3-phosphate binding.
UCAUAAUCAAAAGCAAAAAUUCGAUUCACCAUGUCGUCCACACCAACUACUUCAGCCAUUACCACCAUCUUAAACUCCAAAAACCGUAAUCCCACCUCACCACCUACUGUCCUCCAUCUCUCUUUCACCCAACGCCGUGACUACUUCGCCGUCGGCACCACUAGCGGCUUCAUCAUCUUCGACUCCGACCCUUUUCGCGAAGUCAUCCACCGCGAGUUCACGAGUCUUCCCACCUCCAGCAUCAUCGUUGGCGGUGGCAUUGGGGUGAUUCAAAUGCUGUUCAAAGGUAAGAUAACGGCCAUAGUUGGUUGUGGGCCUACUCCACAGUUCACAUUAAACAAAGUCUUGAUUUGGGAUGAUUAUCGAUCUCAGUGCAUUGCUGAGUUCUGUUUCCGAUCAAAAGUCAAGUCGGUUCGCCUUUGGAAGGAUCAGAUUGUUGUGAUCUUGUUAAACAAAGUAUAUGUGUACAAUUUCGAGGAAUUAGAAUUGUUACGUCAGAUAGAUACUAUGUCAAAUCCGAAGGGAUUGUGCGAGAUAUCACGGGAGUCGGAGAAGGUUUUGGCCUGCUUGGGACUCCACCAGGGAGAAGUUAGGGUGGAACAUUGCGCGUCGAAGAGGACAAAUAUGAUAACAGCACAUGAUUCGAAUAUUGCAUGUAUUGCACUGACACACGACGGAAGGUUUUUGGCUACCGCGAGUAGCAAGGGGACGCUGGUGAGGGUGUUUAAUACUUGGGACGAAUCGUUACUUUAUGAGUUGAGAAGGGGUUCUGGAAGAGCAGAGAUUUACAGCAUUUCCUUCUCUAUGGAUGUUCAAUGGCUUGCUGUUUCAAGUGAUAAGGCUACUGUCCAUGUUUUCAGACUAAAUGUCGAUUCACGGGCAGCAGCAGCUGAGCCAAACAAUUUUUCUCCAACUUCUGCUUCAUUUCUCUCCCUAAUUACUGGUAUUCCCAAGUAUUUAAAAUCUCAAUGGUCCGAGACUCGGUUUCGACUACCUCAAGAAGGUAUUCGAAAUAUUGUUACUUUUGGCCAGCAGCAAAAGAACACGGUGAUCAUUAUCGGCGUGGAUGGGAGCUACUACAGAUGCCAGUUUGAUCCAGAGGCUCGUGGGGAGAUGAUCCAGCUGCAACACUACAAUUUCCUUCACCCAGAGCAAAACUUUUGAUUGGAUGUUACCAAACUAUAGUCUAUAAUUUGUUGUGGUUAGUAAUGUUACUUGUUUAGAAGAGAGUAACAUACAAUACACGUUAGAGAUAAUUAUCCUCGAUUUUGUAAUUAGGGAUGACAAUAGACGCGACAAUGUACUCCAUCCCCACCCCCGAUCCCCACUUAAGGUUGGGAAGGGCAAGUAUGCUCCAUGUACCAAAUCAUUCUAUACUCAUUAUUUUGAAAUCGCCCAUUAAUGAUUUUUUCGUUGU